CAUGCGCUCUCGCGGCCAGCGAUCUUAUAGGCCUGAAUGGCAGCAUUUUCUUGUGCUGCCGUAGCCAUCUUUGUUGAUGUGUCACCUCGGAAAGCCUUGGUGACGAAACAAAUCGGUCCUUCAUUUAUGCAGUGUUAGGUUUUACUCAGGACUGCUGAUUAUACUUAUUAGCAGAAUGAAGGUGACAUUUCCAUAAAUAAGGCCCUAGACAAAGUGACAGAAUGGAGCCAGAUGCACCUGUUACAGAAAUACUUACCACAGAUGAGUUGCCAGAAUUGCAAAAUAAAAACAUGCUCACAAUUGCCAGUGAUCUACCUCUUGAUGAAAGCUCUGUUGACAAUAUAACUGAAUCUUCAAAACCAGAAAAUGCAGAUUCUGAUUCUCCCAAAAACCUUUUGGUAGAUGAUUCUGACAUUCUUGGAAACGAGUGCUAUGUUGUUUCAAAUGUGGAUGUUGUGAAAAAGGACAUUACAAUUCCCCUUGAAAAUGCUGGAAGUACUAAGGAAAAAGGAGUGUCUUUAAUAGAGAACAGUUCAUUGGUUGCGGACCCCAUUACUUUUGAGGAGGCACCUUCUGGAUCUUCUUUAUCUAGUGGUGAGAACCCACAGGGAACAGGACCUUUAGAAGACAAAAAUUCUGAUUCACAGACUUGCCAUGAACUGAGUCCUUUAAUUUUACAUAACACUGAUAGUACCCAGAUUAUGAUUUCUGAUAUUCAGCAAACAUUAUCGCAAGAGAAACUGCUGAAUGAAAUAGAGUCUGAAUUACUUUCAUGUGAUUUUAUCACAAAAGGAAGUUUUCCAAAUGGGAUUAAAAGUGAAGUUAUCUUUGACCACUGUGUACAAAGAAAAUGUUUGCAGCAAGAAAAAGCAAUUGCAAAGUUAAUAGAAGAAAACAAGAAACAUCAAGAGCUUAUUUUGGCAAUCUGUUCUGAGAAGGACACCAUGAAAGAAAAAUUGAAAAGCUACACCGAGACAGAAAAACAGUAUAUUGUUUCCAUUAAAAAGCUUGAAGAAAGAAUAGAAGAACUUUCAAAAGAUCUUGCGUCCUCAAAAGACAAAAUGAUCUCUCAAGAUGCUGCUGCCAAGAAUGCAAUUCAGCAAUUACAAAGAGAAAUGGCCUUUAGACUUGACCAAGCCAACAAAAGAUGUGAAGAAGCUCGGCAAGAAAAAGAAGCAAUGGUGAUGAAGUAUGUGCGAGGAGAGAAGGAAGCACUGGACCUACGCAAAGAGAAGGAGGUUUUAGAGAGGAAGCUACGAGAAGCAAAUAAAGAAAUAGACAAGCAUUUAAACAAAGUAAAACAGCUGCUUCAAGAGAAGGGCCGUUUGCAACAUCUUCAUGAUACAAAGGAAGGAGAAGCAGUGCGAUUAACUAGAGAGACUGAAAAGCUUAAAGAAGAAAUUAACUCUCAUAUCAUCAAAGUAAAAUGGGCUCAAAACAAACUGAAAACUGAAACAGAUGCGCACAAGGAAACAAAAGAGAGGUUAAGAGAUAUCACCGUCAAGCUUACCCAAGCUAAGGAAGAAGCUGAACAGAUUAGGAGAAAUUGCCAAGAAAUGAUUAAAACUUACCAGGAAUCUGAAGAAAUUAAAUCUAAUGAAUUAGAUGCAAAGCUUAAACAGACGAAAGGAGAACUAGAAAAACAAAAACAAGAAAAGACAGAUCAGUUAGAGCUUCAUCAAGCAAAAAUCAAGGAGCUUGAUGAUUUGAAGAGAACCUUUAAAGAAGGAAUGGAUGAACUCCAUACUUUGCGUACAAAGGUAAAAUGCCUUGAAGAGGAAAGGUUAAGAACAGAAGAUGAACUGAAUAAGUACAGAGAGAUUAUUAAUAGACAAAAAAGUGAAAUUCAGAAUCUGUUGGAUCGAGUAAAAGAUGUCCAAAAAUUAGAAGACCAGCAACACAGGGACAAACAGGAAAUUGAAUUAUUGAAAGAGGAGAUAAAUAAUCUUAAUGCCCUAGUUGCUGACUUUCAAAAGGAUAUUGAUGGCAGUCGAAAGAGAGAAUCAGAACUACUGAGCUUUACAGAGAAACUGACCAGCAAAAAUGCUCAGCUGCAAUCAGAAAGCAACACCCUACAGGUUCAGCUUGAUAAAGUAACCUUCAGAGUGAAAGAUCUAGAAGAUAAUUUGGAACAAAUGGGUCAUACAAAUGCUGAAUUAAUGAAUAGGUUGCAGAAAGAGGAGGCUUUGAGGAAAGAAGAAGUUGAAGCUCUUCAGAGUGAGAGAACGUCCCUUCAAAAACAAGUUGCUGACUUGAAUACGUCUGUUGAAGAACUUAAUGACGAACUUGUGACACAGAGACGAAAGCAUGUGGCUAAUCUAAAAGAUCUUACUAAACAGCUUGUUCAAGCUCGAAAAAAACUUGAUCAGAUGGAAAAUGGUAACUACGACAAAGAAGCCAGCAGUAUGGGGAGUCGCUCAAGCUCAUCCGGUUCUUUAAAUGCUCGAAGUAGCAAUGAUGAUCGAUCUCCUGAGAACACCGGUUCAGUGGUUGCUGUUGACAGCUUCCCUGAAGUAGAUAAGGCUGUGUUAAUAGAAAGGAUUGUGCAGUUGCAGAAAGCACAUGCAAGAAAAAAUGAGAAGAUUGAGUUUAUGGAUGACCAUAUCAAACAACUUGUGGACGAAAUUAGAAAGAAAACAAAAAUAAUUCAGAGUUAUGUUCUUAGAGAAGAGACUGGUGCAUUGUCUUCAGAAGCUUCAGAUUUUAAUAAAGCUCACUUAAGUAGGCGAGGAGGAAUCAUGGCUUCUUUGUAUACAUCACACCCAUCAGACAGUGGUCUUACUCUGGAAUUAUCCUUAGAAAUCAACAGAAAGUUGCAAGCAGUUUUAGAAGAUACACUACUGAAAAACAUCACACUCAAGGAAAAUCUUCAAACCCUUGGAUCAGAAAUAGAAAGACUUACAAAGCAAAAGAUCCGGAGCAGUGACUGAAGAAUGGUUUCAUAUUUUCCAGAUUUGUCUCUUUAUUUAAUGUCCUGAAACAGGAUGAAUUGUUGCACCUUAAUGGUUACGACAAAUUGGUUAAUCAUGCACAUUUUUGUGUCUGUAUAAAUAAACACAUUCUGGACAGUAACAGAUGCUGUUUUCCUUAUAUGCCAAAUGUGCCAUUUAUGAAGUUUUUUUUUAUAUAUAACCAUAACUACCAUUGUAAAAAGCAUCUGGAUUUAUACAGUUGAAAUGCUACCACCCUAUCUUUAAAAAUCCCUCCAUCCCCAAAAAAUGGUGAGUAAGGAAGAACUAAGCCUUUUCAUGGCAUACUCAUCUAAACUGGUUUGGAUAAGUUACGUUGCCAUUUAGAAUUCCUCACAGGAUAAUCUUUCAUUUUUAUUUUUGUAAGCUAAUUAAUCUGUUCUUUGCAUGUUGUUUUUAGCACUUUGUGGAAUGAACUUUGUGCAAGAAUAUGUGUAUAUCAAAUACAUUGUGGUAUCUAAAUGAAAAAUGCACUUUUGCCAAAAUUAGUUAUGACAAAGUAAGAAAUUAUUUACCCUCCCCUAAAGAUGCAUGUGAAAAUGUCUAAAGGAUUUACAUGAUUACUACAUUGCAAUGAAAUGUAAAUGCUCACAUGAAACAAGGUGAAAACAUGUUUUAUUUGUUUACCCUUUUAAAGACAUCCAGAAACAGAUUUUCUAAAAAGUUUCUGUUUUACAUUAUUCUAGGAUAUACUAAACAAUAUCAUGUUUAUCAUUGACAUACCUUUUAAAAAUCCACUUUGAAUGUAAUUCAAUGUAGGCACUGAAGACAAUUUUGGCUUUUAAUUUUAUCUUCUUCUUGCACUUUUUUAAACUUCGGUCGAAGCCACCAGUACACUAUUUCAGUAUGUUCAUGAAGAUGAUUAGAAUUGCCUAGAGGCUUGUCAGUAUUUAUUGCAGUUUGUUUCCAAUCUUGCCUAUCCAUUCAUCCCUUUUUAUUUUUAUCAAUAUUUUUUUUUGGUGUAAUACUCUUUGCUCUGUUUAUGUCCCUUUUUUUCUUUUCUUAAUUUAUAGUUUUAGGUGCCUGCCUAAGUGGCCUAUCUGGGCAUUGCUUUCAUAUUCUCUUUUGGGAGGACCUGGGGGACAGAAUUGUUAGAUCCUGUUAGAAAGGGAGAGUAAUGUAUUAAUAAAUUCCAUUCAGCAUGAUUAAAGGGAGGCAAUGGACAGCUUAUUUAAAUAAUUUGAAGUAUAUUUCAUUAACUUUGUAAAUAGGGAAAGUGCAAUUAUUAUGUAUGAUGUGAUUAAGGUUUGAACAAAGGAAUGUAAACUAUUCAAAUUGUUUUUAUGGUAAACUAAGUUGAUCACUAAUGAAGGUUAAACGUCUCAGGGUAACGAAUCAGAACAGUUGAGACAUAAGCUUUGGACCAUCUGCAUAAAAAUUUAAUAAAAUAAGGUCAGAGCAGAAAUUGGAUAUGAUAAUUAAUGUUCUACUGGAAGUUUUGAUUAUGAAAGGAUGAUUCACUUAGCUAGAAAGUUUGUUUUCCUUUGCCAAAUAUAUAUGAGAGAACGUUUGUGUCAGUAGUGCUCUGGCCACAUUUUUGAAUCUCGUCAUCUUAUGGCAUAUAAAACUAAUGCAAAAAUGUAAUUUGUAGCUCUGCUGACUAACUUUGCCAAGUUCAUCAAUGUAUGCAUUUCAUAUGUUACAAAAACAAUACAACUAUGAGCCGUGAUGUUGUCAAAAAAUCCCACGGAUAUGUCAUUCAUAUUAUGUAAUAGAACAUUAAAUACAAUUGUAGCAAAAUAACACUACGGUCACAGUCACACUAGCUAACUGACAACCAAAUUUUUCAGAUUGGAACUGAACUUAUGUGGGUAACCCUAUUUGUUGAAAGCAAAAAUGUGGAAAGGGUUUUGGUUUUUACUUAAAUAUUUGGUUAAAAUUGCCUGUAAUUGUUAUAUAUUACUGUAAAGUCUAAUUCUGUGAAAAUCAGUUCUUUCCAGGAAACAAAAAUGUAAUAUUGUUUAUCAUGUAUGUGUUUAAGUAUAUUAAAAAAAAAAUACUAACUUUCCCAAAUGUCAAAUCUUAAAUGAUUACGUUAUGUACCAGUUUCGGGUUUUUCGUACUAUAAUAGAAUUUAACCUUAAAUGUUAAAAUAAACAUGACAGAACAUAUGUCUAUUUUUAUUUGCAGGUUUUUAGGUUUAGUUAAAAUCAUGAAAUUGCUAAACCUGUUGCUCUAAAAUUUUAAAUUUGACUCCUUUAAUUAUUAGAUAACAUCAACAGAAAUAUGCCUCUUCAGUCAUCUUGUAUUUUCUAGCCUAUUUCUCCAGUUGGCAGAAAGCUGUUGCCUGCCCUGGCAGCACUGGGCACAAGAUGGGAACCAGUCAUGGACAGAGCUCUAGUUCACCCCAUGGCUCACACACAGUCUCAUGUAGUUUUUCAUUUUGUAGUUCCCUAUUAAUCUAACACACAUUUUUGGGAUUUAAAAGAAAAACUGAAUAACUCCAAGAAAACCUUUGCAGACAUCCAGGAAAUGUGCAUUGUCCACACAACCAGCAUUUGAACCUUGGACUGUGUCACUCCACUGCCCACUUAUCAGUUGUAUUUCAGACUAUUUUAACUCCAUUUAACACUAUGUUUACUGAAAACAUUUUCAAAAUUUCCCCUCCAGAAGGGGAACUUUGCUUCUAGAGAUGCAUAGGCAUAUAUUGAAUUCUUACCAGGGUCUUUGCUAAUACUAAUUUUUAAAAAAUGUUUUACAGUUUCGUUAAAAAAGCUUGUAGUUUUGAAGUGACCUAAAAUGCUGUAAAUAUCUGAGUGAUGUACUAUACUGUUCAUAACUUUACUGAAAUUUGGCAAUGCAUUUUCAAAAAAUGCUUUUAAUCUUUUUAUUUUUUUAAUGGUUUAUCAUAUUAUCUUUAGCCAGUUUCCUUGAAACUUGUGGGGAUCAGAUGGGCCACCAUCAAUUACUGUAUCUUGGCCUCUAAAAAAGAAAACCAAGCAAAUCAGUAGAAGGUAUCCAGAGUGGAUCAUCUCUUCCAGAUCUACUGCUCAUAUUGAAACUCAAACAUUGACAUUUAAAGAUGCAAACACUCACAUUUACAUCUCAUUAAAAUGCUGCAAUCUUGGGAAAGAACUGUUAUAAAGUCAAUUAGAUGGGUUUUGACAUAGUAGUGUUUAGCUGGGGUGAGAGGUCAAAGUGCAUCUUUUUGUAUCUGCAGUGGAAAUGCGAAGUCAGCAUUUUAGGGUAUCAGAGCAGACUUUCGUAAACAUUUGAAUGACCCUGGGCAACGAAGUGAGUGCACUUUACUUUCAAUGGAAAAAUCAAGACUCUUUCCACAUUGCUUUAAAUGGCUCAAGUACAGCUGUUUUCCCUUGCAGAUGUUCAACAUAAUUUAAUAUGUAACACAAUGUAGUGUCCUGUCUGUCUAAAUGAUUAUUUUGUAAUUUUGAUUGAAUGUUUCAUAGCAGUCUUUUUAAAACUUUUUGUCUCCAUUUUCUCUUCCAAAUGCAAAAAUUUUACCCUUUAUCCUGAUUUAAAUAUGAAGUUGUAUUUAAAAUCUGUAGAUACAGGUUUGUGUAUAAAUGGACAAGAUUUUAUAAAUGUAUGGUUCUACAUAUUGUAUAUAUUGCUCUUAAAAUAAAUCAUUAAAGUUGAA
Messenger RNA from Erpetoichthys calabaricus (reedfish), 6567 nucleotides. RefSeq names its product coiled-coil domain-containing protein 186 (gene ccdc186). Gene Ontology annotation, biological process: vesicle cytoskeletal trafficking. The record is from RefSeq and is a predicted model, not a curated record. The transcript is spliced from 16 exons. Lineage: Eukaryota; Metazoa; Chordata; Cladistia; Polypteriformes; Polypteridae. Gene Ontology annotation, molecular function: small GTPase binding. Gene Ontology annotation, cellular component: trans-Golgi network. The coding region runs from base 222 to 2930 and encodes 902 amino acids.